Messenger RNA from Pseudomyrmex gracilis, 2134 nucleotides. Its product is annotated as sodium-coupled monocarboxylate transporter 1-like. The record is from RefSeq and is a predicted model, not a curated record. NCBI's taxonomy places the organism in Eukaryota, Metazoa, Arthropoda, Insecta, Hymenoptera, Formicidae. The coding region runs from base 243 to 2048 and encodes 601 amino acids. Gene Ontology annotation, molecular function: symporter activity. Gene Ontology annotation, cellular component: membrane. Gene Ontology annotation, biological process: transmembrane transport; sodium ion transport. The transcript has 9 exons.
GCAUAGCACAUCAUUUCCAGUGUGUAUAAAGAUUUCAUCAGGUACUUUUCCAAAUUCCUGCGUUGUGUUCAAUAAAGUUUAUACAUAAUUAUUGUAGAUUGUGCAAUCGAUUUUUUCACAAAAUUCAGUCAUUUUAUUGCUGAUAUUUUGCACUAAUGCAAAGUCCAGAUCGUUACAUUGUACAAAAAAGGAGAAAAUAAUCGAAUUUAUCAACGAGAAUCUUUUGAUCUAACAAAUCCAAGAUGAUCGUCAAUGAUACAGAAUCAUUUUUUGUGGGCCAUGAAUUUAAGCAACUUACUUUUGGGUGGACCGAUUACAUCCUGUUCGGAGGUCUGUUAGGAAUUAGUGUUCUCAUCGGAGUGUAUUUCGGUUUCUUUAGCACGAAACAAAAUACUACCACCGAAUAUCUACUAGGCGGCAAGACUAUGUCCUUUUUUCCGAUUAGCAUGAGUCUGAUAGCAAGUCAUAUAUCGGGAGUGUCUUUGCUUGGCGUACCGUCCGAAGUGUAUCAAUAUGGAACUCAAUACGCAGCAUGCAUUUUCACAUCUUUCAUCACUUGCGUCAUAAUUAUCGUUGUGUAUUUGCCGGUGUUUUAUAAGCUACAAUUAACGAGCACUUUCGAGUAUUUGGAAAUCAGAUUCAACAGGCCGGUUCGGCAGUUAGCGUCCUUCCUGUUUUCUCUUGCGUUGGUGGUGUACGUGCCGUUGAUAAUCUAUGUGCCGGCGUUAGCCUUUUCGCAAGCAACCGGUCUGAAUUUGCAUUUUGUCGCACCGGUGAUAUGCGUGGUGUGCAUCUUCUAUACAACCAUUGGAGGUCUGAAGGCAGUCGUAUGGGCGGAUACGGUUCAGAUGAUGGUGACUGUCGGAAGUCUCGUUGCCGUUCUGAUUUUAGGAACCAUAGCCGUGGGCGGUGUUGGCGAGACAUGGAGAAUUGCCGGUGAAGGUGGUAGACUUAUAUUUUGGAACAUGGAUCCUAGUCCUUUUGCCAGAAAUUCAUUUUGGGGUAUGUCAAUCGGAAUGGUAAUGACUUGGUUAGCGUCAUUAGGUAUUAAUCAAGUCUCUAUGCAAAGAUUCCUGGCAGUGCCUACUAUUAAGGAAGCACAAAAGUCGAUGUGGGUUUUGUCUAUAGGUUUGGUAGUUGUGAAAUUUAUUUCUGUUUUUACUGGACUUACAAUGUAUGCUAGAUAUCAUAAAUGCGAUCCUAUAUCUGCGCAUGUGAUAGCAAGAAUCGACAAGAUAUUACCGUAUUAUGUGCUAGACGUAGCUGCGGACGUUCCGGGACUUCCUGGUCUCUUUCUCGCUGGUCUAGUGAGUGCUGGUCUCUCGACAAUGAGCGCCGGGCUGAACACAGUUGCCGGCACGAUUUAUGAGGAUUUCAUCGAUCGCUGGGUGCCAGAGAGCAAUGACAAAGAGACUAAAGCCGCCAACAUUAUAAAGGUCACAGUGGUUAUCUUAGGCAUAUUGGCCGUGGGUAUGGUGUUUCUUGUGGCCCAUCUCAGUGACAUAUUCCAGUUGUCUCUGACUAUAACUGGCAUUACCGCCGGUGCAAUGUUAGGUCUAUUCUCGCUGGGAAUGUUGGUGCCUUGGGCGACGACGAAGGGAGCGAUAGUUGGAGGGCUGGUCUCGAUGGUGACGAUGAUCUGGAUCAUCGUCGGCGCGCAGUGGAACAUGGUCAACGGUCGUCUUUAUUACGAACCGCUACCCUUGACGACGGAGGGUUGUUUGAACGUACACGGUCUAGUCAACCAAACAACCACAACAACCACCACGCAAAAUCCUAUGCAAGUCGAAUCUUUGGGAAAGCCUUUCUUUUUGUACAGGAUAUCGUUUAUGUACUAUACGCUACUCGGAGCUACAAUCGUAAUCAUAAUUGGAACGGUAGUCAGCUUUGUCUGCGGUGCCCCUGAUAUAAGCGAUGUCGAUCGAGAUCAUUUUCCACCAUUCAUUGCAAGAUUUUUGCCACCAAAGAAAUAUAUAGAAGUAUCAUUACAUACAGUACCAACAGCGCUAGUAACGAACCUGGAGAAAGAGGAACUAAAAUCUGUUUAAUUGCAAUUUUUGUGAUCUCUUUAAUUUAAAUUAAUAUACGUAUGAUCAUAAUAUACGCGUAUGAUCUCUUUAAUAAUAUAUAUAUU